CUCUCUCUUCUCUCUCUCUCUCUCUCUCUCUCUCUGUCUCUCUUCUGUCUCACUCUCAGUUUCAUUUAUUUAUGUAACCUGGGUAUUUCAUUGUGCUGAACUCCUGGAAAUUCCCACUUUAUCGGUUUCUAGUGAAAAAAAGCAAAAAAGAAAAAAAGUGGUACUGAUUCUGUAAAUUCAACGUUUUAUAAAGGUUUUAAUCCAGUCAAUGACUGCUCCAAUGCUAUAUUAUGUUACGGAUUGUAAGGUAUGUCGAAUUCUUGGAUAAGGUAUGGCCUCGACAUUCUCCAUGUCAGUCCCUGUGGAAUGUGUGAAUCUGUGCAAACUCGUACGAGCUGAUGGGAAUGGGAGAUUUGAGUGCAGUGUGUUGUCUUGUUCAUGGAAAGCUACAAGGGUUUUGAGUGGGUUUUUUGCUAGUACAACCCAACCUCAAUGCUCAUUGCAUGAUCGGCAUAGGGCAAGAAGGAAAGCAAUGCAACAUGCAAGACCACCUGGUUGGACUUGUGAUGGCCCUUGUUUGGGUGGUGAAGAGAACUUGGGAGUUGUUCAUUCGGCCUACAUUGAAGAGUUUCUUAAAUCAAGUGUACAAUCAAGUGUCAAUAAAAGAUGGAAACUGAACUGUGUGGCUUCUAUUUCUUCAGAAUCUUGCGAUGCUAGUUCUCCAGAUUCAUUGUGGGAGGAUUUGAAACCAACUAUUUCAUAUCUUCCUCCAGCUGAGUUGGCAUUGGUCUAUAGUGCUCUGAAGCUGGCUUUUGAAGCUCAUAAUGGACAGAAAAGGCGGAGUGGAGAGCCCUUUAUCAUUCAUCCAGUUGAAGUUGCUCGGAUUCUUGGAGAACUUGAAUUGGAUUGGGAGUCUAUCGUGGCAGGUUUGUUACACGACACUGUUGAAGAUACAAAUGUUGUUACAUUUGAAAGAAUUGAAGAGGAAUUUGGCUUUACUGUACGUCAUAUUGUGGAAGGAGAGACAAAGGUAUCCAAGCUGGGUAAAUUACAGUGUACAAAGACAAAAAGGUCUGUGCAAGAUGUUAAGGCUGAGGAUCUGAGACAAAUGUUUUUAGCUAUGACAGAAGAGGUACGUGUUAUUAUCGUCAAAUUGGCUGACAGGUUACACAAUAUGCGUACCCUUUCUCACAUGCCUCUGCAUAAACAGUACAGCAUUGCAUCGGAGACACUGCAGGUCUUUGCACCCCUUGCAAAGCUACUAGGCAUGUAUCAGAUCAAGUCAGAACUAGAGAAUCUGUCAUUUAUGUAUACAAACCCACUUGAAUAUGCUAAGCUAGGGAGACGUGUUCAGGAGCUUUAUACAGAGCAUGAAAAAGAAGUGGAAGAGGCAAAGAAAAUUUUAGUGAAAAAGAUGGAAGAAGACAAGUUUUUGGACCUUAUGACUGUGAAAGCAGAAGUGCGAUCAGUUUGUAAAGAACCAUACAGUAUCUAUAAGGCUGUUCUAAAAUCAAAAGGAUCAAUAAACGAGGUCAACCAAAUUGCACAGCUCCGUAUCAUUGUAAAACCAAAGCCAUGUCUUGGUAUUGGGCCAUUAUGCAGUGCACAGCAGAUAUGUUAUCAUGUUCUUGGGAUUGUCCAUGGAAUUUGGACCCCCAUACCGCGGGCUAUGAAAGAUUAUAUUGCAACCCCAAAACCUAAUGGCUACCAAAGUCUCCACACCAUCGUGAUCCCAUUUCUGUAUGAGAGCAUGUUUCGAUUAGAGGUGCAGAUAAGAACAGAAGAUAUGGAUCUCAUAGCUGAAAGAGGAAUUGCUGCUCAUUACAGUGGGAAGAGUUUGUUCCCUGGUUUAGUCGGAAAUGGGAAGCCUACUGGGAGAAACUCUAGAGGAAAGGCUGUCUGCUUCAACAACGCUGAUAUUGCUCUAAGGAUUAGUUGGCUCAAUGCUAUUAGAGAAUGGCAAGAAGAAUUUGUUGGGAACAUGAGUUCUAGGGAAUUUGUGGACACCGUAACUCGAGAUUUGUUAGGCAGUCGGGUAUUUGUAUUUACCCCAAAAGGAGAGAUAAAAAACCUACCCAAGGGGGCUACUGCGAUUGAUUAUGCUUAUCUAAUACACACGGAAAUUGGAAACAAAAUGGUUGCUGCCAAGGUCAACGGGAAUCUUGUCUCUCCCACUCAUGUGCUUGCAAAUGCUGAAGUUGUGGAGAUAAUCACCUACAAUGCACUAGCCAGCAAAUCGGCUUUUCAACGGCAUCAGCAGUGGCUGCCACAUGCUAGGACCCGUAGUGCUCGACACAAGAUUAUGAAAUUCUUGAGGGAGCAAGCUGCCCUAUCUGCCACCGAAAUAACAGCUGACACUGUGAAUAGCUUUGUUGCCGACAUUGAAACUGAGGUUGAAUCAAGAAAUGAAAUUCCAGAUUCAUUUGGAGAAAGGAAAACAUUGUGGAGGACUUUGAUGACUGUCACUGAAUUUACUGGCACAAAGCAUAGUCAUGAUGAUGCACUUCCUCUACAACAAAGAUUUGGGGGUAUACCAAAAAUUAAUGGAAACCACAACAAAGGGAUGCAACAAGUGAGUUUGAAGGUCAAUGGGGAGACAGUGAUUCAUGGGGUAGACUUGUUUAUGCAGAGUAGCAUACACGAGGAAAUGUUGCCUGGUCUGGAGUCAUGGCGGGCUGGUAAAGUGGCAUUUUGGCAUGACCUUGAAGGUCAUUCAGUUGAGUGGUUUUGUGUUGUCUCAAUUGAUCGUAGAGGAAUGAUGGCAGAGGUUACAUCUGCAUUAACAGCUGCUGGAAUUAUGAUAUGUUCUUCAGUGUCUGAGAUGGACCGGAGAAGGGGCAUGGGUGUGAUGCUAUUUCACAUUGACGGGAGCUUUGAAAGUUUGUCUAGUGUAUGUUCGAGCAUUGAUCUGAUUCAUGGCGUUCUUGGAUGGUCAAUGGGUUGUAGCUGGCACUGGUCUCAAGAAGCAAGCCAUGGUCUCUAUGAGUGCUGAUAUUGUGACCUCUUUCUCUGUUAUUAUUAAUCUCUCUCUCUCUCUCUCUAGUCUCCCUCUGAGCAUAGUAAAUUGAGAUGCUCUCUCAUUGUUUUUGUCAGUCUUCGUGCUCUCUUUCAUAGUUUUUACAGUCUCUCUCUCUCUCUCUCAUAGCAUAGCGAAAGGUGUAAGGGUAGGCAAUUUUGUUGGAGAAGACCAGAUUUGCAUGGUGGAUUUAUCUGAACAUGAGUCUUUGUGAUUCCUUAUUUGUUGCGACAUCACAAUAAAAACAUCAGCUGCUGGAGCGGUUUUUGUGGGGGGUUGUACAUAAAAGAGUAUUAAUAAUAGCAUUACAUCUGAA
Messenger RNA from Amborella trichopoda, 3272 nucleotides. RefSeq names its product RELA/SPOT homolog 1 (gene RSH1). Lineage: Eukaryota; Viridiplantae; Streptophyta; Magnoliopsida; Amborellales; Amborellaceae. Gene Ontology annotation, biological process: guanosine tetraphosphate metabolic process. The record is from RefSeq and is a predicted model, not a curated record.